UAUUUUCAUGGCGUUAACAAAUUUGUUGUCGCGCUCUGUAAUUAUGCGAAUAGCAAAAUUUCAGCAUUAUUAAUACGUAGAAAAUUAAGUAAUAAAGGCGUGAAUAUCAAGGAAAGUUACGAUUGGAAAUAGCCCCCUUCUUAAAUUUUAGUCGAUAUAGUAAUUUUUGUCGUAUACGGUUGGUAUGGACCAGCGCCAUUUUAAAUUUAAACUAUUUACAGUAAUUCAAACUUAUUAGAAACCAUGAACAAACUAAUCUAUUUUUUGUGGAAUUACUAACUUUUAGACGCUAUGCAAAAGCAGAUAGUGGUGUAAUUUUGUGAAUUAACGGACAAAUCUGUCAAAAAUAGAAAGUAAUCGAUAGAAACGCGUAACCGCAGACACAGCUGUGACAUAAACAUAACCUAACUUAUUUUGAAAAACAACUCUAUAAUUAUUAUAGUUCCACAAAGAGAUUUUUUAAUCGAAUAAGCAUGGCCAAACAUCACCCCGAUCUGAUUUUCUGCCGCAAACAACCGGGCGUCGCAAUUGGAAGGCUUUGCGAAAAAUGUGACGGUAAAUGCGUAAUUUGCGACUCCUACGUGAGACCGUGCACUUUAGUUCGAAUAUGCGAUGAGUGUAAUUACGGUUCUUACCAAGGCAGGUGUGUGAUCUGUGGUGGUCCGGGCGUCUCCGAUGCAUAUUACUGCAAAGAGUGCACAAUCCAAGAAAAAGACAGAGACGGGUGCCCGAAAAUAGUCAACUUGGGCAGUUCGAAGACAGAUCUGUUUUACGAGCGGAAAAAAUACGGCUUCAAGAGACGUUAGAAUGUGGUUUCUAUGAUAAUAAACAAAUGAUUUUUA
Zophobas morio is the source of this 842-nucleotide messenger RNA. RefSeq names its product PHD finger-like domain-containing protein 5A. Gene Ontology annotation, biological process: mRNA splicing, via spliceosome. The record is from RefSeq and is a predicted model, not a curated record. Lineage: Eukaryota; Metazoa; Arthropoda; Insecta; Coleoptera; Tenebrionidae. The transcript is spliced from 2 exons. The coding region runs from base 474 to 806 and encodes 110 amino acids. Gene Ontology annotation, cellular component: U2 snRNP; U12-type spliceosomal complex; catalytic step 2 spliceosome.